GCCGCCAUCCCUCUCUCCCCAUCUUCACUUUCUCUGUUUUUUUUUUUUUUUUUUGCCUUAAUCCGGCAGUCUUCACGGUUUCCGGAACUUUUUGCUUCACAGUCUUCUACUUUCCGACAUUUUCCGAGCUACUAAAAAACCAGCAAGCCACUCGAAUUCAUAAAAGUAGCGAAGAUGGUGAAGAAGAACAAGGAGAGGAAGGUAAAUGUGUCCGGUAAGCCGAAGCACUCGCUGGACGUGAAUCGUUCCGGCAGCGGGAUCAAAGAUGGGCGAAGCGCCGCCACUGUGCGCCGCCUCAAAAUGUAUAACACGCGGCCUAAGCGCGAUAAUAAAGGGAAAAUUUUGAGCCAUGAAUUGCAGUCCAAGGAGCUGCCCAACACACGUAUCCAGCCUGAUCGCCGCUGGUUUGGAAAUACCCGAGUUGUAAAUCAGCAAGAGCUUGAAUUCUUCCGUGAAGAGCUCCAGAAUCGGAUGUCCAGUAAUUACAAUGUUAUUUUGAAGGAGAAGAAGCUGCCUUUGUCCCUUUUAAAUGACCACAGGAAGCAAGCCAGAGUUCAUCUGCUUGACACUGUGCCUUUUGAGGAUGCAUUUGGGCCAAAGGGGAAAAGGAAGCGCCCUAAGCUCUUGGCAGCAGAUUAUGACUCUUUACUUAAGAAAGCGGAUGAUUCUCAGGAUGCGUUUGAGCAGAAGUACAGUGCCUCUACUUCGGUUGAGGGUGAAGGAGAUGGAUUCAGGGAUCUAGUUCGACACACCAUGUUUGAGAAGGGUCAGAGUAAGCGUAUAUGGGGUGAACUUUACAAAGUUAUUGACUCAUCAGAUGUUGUUGUCCAGGUUUUGGAUGCUAGAGACCCACAAGGUACAAGAUGCCGUCAUCUAGAAAAGCAUUUGAAAGAAAACUGCAAGCACAAACACAUGAUCCUUCUGUUAAAUAAGUGUGAUCUCGUUCCUGCUUGGGCUACAAAGGGAUGGCUUAGAGUAUUAUCAAAGGAAUACCCAACUCUAGCAUUCCAUGCUAGCAUCAAUAAGUCUUUUGGCAAGGGUUCUCUGUUGUCAGUUUUGAGACAAUUUGCCCGCUUAAAAAGUGAUAAGCAAGCAAUAUCUGUGGGAUUUGUUGGGUAUCCUAAUGUCGGAAAGUCUUCUGUGAUUAACACACUUCGCACUAAAAAUGUAAUUUUCUACCUUUUUACAGUUUGCAAAGUUGCACCAAUUCCCGGAGAGACUAAGGUGUGGCAGUACAUAACACUCACAAAAAGGAUCUUCUUGAUUGACUGCCCUGGAGUUGUUUACCAGAACAGUGACUCUGAAACGGAUAUUGUACUAAAGGGCGUGGUACGUGUCACAAACUUGGAGGAUGCUUCUGAACAUAUUGGAGAAGUUCUGACACGUGUCAAGAAGGAGCACCUGGAAAGAGCAUACAAGAUACAGGAAUGGGAGGAUGAAAAUGACUUUCUUCUCCAGCUAUGCAAAUCAACUGGCAAAUUGUUGAGGGGUGGCGAACCUGAUCUGACAACUGCAGCAAAGAUGGUCCUCCAUGACUGGCAAAGAGGUAAACUACCCUUUUUUGUCCCUCCUCCUCAACAAGAAGUAAAUGAUGGCUCAUCAGAAUCGCCCACUGUGCACGGGAUAGACGAAGAGGCCGUGGCAAAUAAUAGUCAGGCAUCUGCAGCACUUCAAGCUAUCGCAAAUGUGAUGUCAUCCCAGCAGCAAAGAAGUGUACCAGUUCAAAGGGAUCUCUUCAAUGAGAAUGAACUAAAUGGUGAGACGGCCAUUGAGGAGCUCCCUAAUGGUGAGACUUCCACCGAGGAGCUCCCCAAUGGUGAGACUUCCAUCAAGGAGCUCCCCAAUGGUGAGACAGCUAUCGAGGAGCUCACAAAUUAUGAGACUGGAGAUGAAAACAGAGCUGAUGAGAGCGAGAUGCCAAGUUCCAGCAGCUAAGCCAUUUAUGUUCGCCUGGAAGAACACAUACACGUAGCUUCCUUUUUGUUUGUUAGGAUUAUUUCUAUGUCAAGCUUAUACUUGAUUUAAGAUUUUAUCUUAAAUUUUAAAUUUAAUUAUCCCCAACUCGUAACUCGGCGAGAUGAAGUUUCUUGUAUUCAAUCAACAUUUAGAAACAGCCUGGCGCUGAUAAUUAAAGAAAUCAAUGAAGUUCUU
Rubroshorea leprosula is the source of this 2151-nucleotide messenger RNA. The record is from the annotation of a GenBank genome assembly. NCBI's taxonomy places the organism in Eukaryota, Viridiplantae, Streptophyta, Magnoliopsida, Malvales, Dipterocarpaceae.